AUGUACUUUUAUCACAUUUUCCUGAUUCAAUUCUUUCAUCGACUCGAAGCUAUUGUUACAAUUUGUCCCUCUACCGUUUUCACAACAAACCAAAUCCUCACUGGCAUCACCACUUUAUCAACGAGAAUCACCAAGCACGCUUGCCUUUUGCGACCCCAAGCCGAUAUCACGAUUGAUCUCUCAACACCUCGGGAUUUGCUGUGCCGUUUUCCAAUGAUUCCAACAAUGUUGGUGAAUGGGUGUUUUGUUGAGAACGUUCACGUGUUCAUCAGUGUCACAAAAUGGGGUAGUGAUCAUUUCGGUAAAUGGUGCACAACCGCAAGACUCGGAUGUGGUCGAUGGGAAUUGGAUCGAUAUCGAUUCGAAUUGACAUGCGAUGAGGAUCCACAAUGGGAAUAUCUCCGUGGGAAUUUGAACAAAAUGAACUUUAUUUAC
Molecule: messenger RNA, 435 nt
Organism: Mesorhabditis belari
Lineage: Eukaryota; Metazoa; Nematoda; Chromadorea; Rhabditida; Rhabditidae
Source: the annotation of a GenBank genome assembly